GUCGACCUUGGGACAUUCACUAUUAUCUGUCAUUCCCGCUCACACCCACAUAAUAAGGGAUGCCAUUGUCAAUGUCAUAUCAAGUGCGAAAACGAUGACUAUCACUACACCGACCUACACCGCCGGAUUCACGGCCGUGACUUCGCUCGGUCCAUUAACCACAACAUUCGUGCCGCCCGAGUCGUGCUUUCCACCUAUCCCAUCUACGGAUACGGAAGAUGGAACAAGUUUUUAUAAGGUAGGCACCGUAAGCGCAGAUGAUGGUUGUCUACCUCCGGACUGGGUGGUCAACGGUUAUUACUCGCCGGGAGUAUGCCCAUAUGGUUAUUCGGCGGUUUGCGAGGCGGCAGGGGACAAUGUCGAGACGACAGUCUGUUGUCCAUAUUACCGUCCCAACUUAUUUCAAUGCUCCCCGACAAUAAAAUUUGGCAGCUACGGAUGUGGAUUUUACACCAAUGAUGGAACAGACAAGCCGUCGAUUCUCUUAGCACCUAGUAUCCUAAUAGUAAAUGCAGCGGGUGAUAUAGAAGGUAGUCUUACGGGGACCUCUUCUUCCGGAUCGGUAACAUCCAAUGAAGUGAUACCGACCGGCUCAACGAAUACGAUUAAUUCGAACCUAUUCACCUCGAAUACAGCCGACCCAUCAAGGACCCUCGGCGCGGGACCUUCUUCCUCAGAUAUUUCCGCCGUAGACACCUCCGCACAACCCGAUUCGGACUCGUCAAGCUCAGGUCUUCGGGUAUUAGGAGGUGGAGCUAUUGCGGGGAUCGUGGUGGGAGUUGUAGGUGCCUUGAUGCUUGGAGCUGCGGGUACCUUUUUCUACAUGCGUCGAAGGUCAGCGGGUAGCCCUAGCCCGCCGCCUUCAUCCCCGUCGCCACCUACUCUUCCGCCUCGAAACCCCGAAUUACUCGUACAUGAGCUCCAUGAUAAGUCCAGACCGCCCGAGAUGCCAGAGUCAAACGUGCUUUACGAGCUCCAUCAACCCCAUAGUCAAUCGGAGAUGCCCACGUGGAACGAACGCAACCCCCAGGGGCCGAACAGGCCAAUGGCGUGGGAACUACCCGGAUAGUUUAUACGGCUUGAUUGUGGCAUAUAGGAGUAGAAAAAGUACUGCGUGGAGCAGUGGCGUUUCAUCGUCGUAGACGGGUUCCGGUCUAUUGAAUUUAGAGCGAGGCGUAUAUUUCAGGGGUAGCGAGUGUACAUACCGAUGAUACCAUCAUUUGAUCAUACCUCCUAAAAGGCUUGUAGAGCAGAUCUAUACAUUUGAGUUUGGCUGGCUCAAUAACAAGAAGCACUUACUAAACCCUUCUCGGUGUAUGCAUCGAACGACGAAUGGGUGCGUCGAGAUAGUUGCAUUGGAAUAAUUAACCGAAUGAGCUGAAGACAACAUCAAGCCUAGUGUGGCUCGAGAACUUUAUGAGAGCUUAACCUCUAACGUUACCGGGUUACAAUUUGGUCACAUUAGGAUUUUGUAUCGUAGUAAGCUCUAAGGUUGAUACCCCCUAUUAGCCUUAGGUAGGCAGAGUUAGUGCUGUAAUUUUCAGCUCAUCUUUUUUGUAGUUGAACCGGCUACCAUGCAAAGAUUAGGGAGACAUCAGUCUGAGUCUCGAGCCUUUAUAGCAGCACCAGUGCGAGCUAGCCAGGUCUAGAAUGAUCAGUUGGUUAGACUAGGUUUAUCUCGAUGCAUCGGUUGAGUGAUGACUUUUACAUAUUUG
This is a messenger RNA of Daldinia vernicosa, 1715 nucleotides long. RefSeq lists its product as uncharacterized. Lineage: Eukaryota; Fungi; Ascomycota; Sordariomycetes; Xylariales; Hypoxylaceae. The coding region runs from base 95 to 1069 and encodes 324 amino acids. The record is from RefSeq and is a predicted model, not a curated record. The transcript has 2 exons.